Molecule: messenger RNA, 327 nt
Organism: Sphenostylis stenocarpa
Lineage: Eukaryota; Viridiplantae; Streptophyta; Magnoliopsida; Fabales; Fabaceae
Source: the annotation of a GenBank genome assembly
AUGGAGGUUGUCAAAAAAGAACAAUCUGAUGGGGGCUACGUGUAUCUUCCCAGAUUACCCUUUAAACGUGCUUUGUACCCUUCUUUCAUCGUCAACUUCCUUUCUCAUUCUGAUAUUUUGCUUGUUGAACAAAACAGUUACUGGAACAUUGAGCUAUGGAAGGCUUUCUUCACUAAGAUGCUAAACCAAUACCCCCAUGAUGAUGAUAGGAGUUUGCUGCAGGACUUGAAGAAGUCCUUUCAAGACUAUAUGGGCUCCAAUCCCCAGCUUAUAAAGAAACUAAAGGAGUUACUCUCAAAGCAAAGGGCUUCCAUGUGUUCUUCUUAA